Aspergillus aculeatus ATCC 16872 is the source of this 796-nucleotide messenger RNA. RefSeq lists its product as uncharacterized. The transcript is spliced from 2 exons. The coding region runs from base 128 to 790 and encodes 220 amino acids. The record is from RefSeq and is a predicted model, not a curated record. Lineage: Eukaryota; Fungi; Ascomycota; Eurotiomycetes; Eurotiales; Aspergillaceae.
CCAGCUUUAUCUCUAAUCCCGGGCCACCGAUUGAAUUCUUUCAAACUGAGUUAUACCUCUGCCUUACGCCUUCCCGACAUCACAUUAUCUCAAGCAAAACCGUCGUUACCGAAGAAAGCAAAACAGUAUGGUCAUCGGUCUCCUCAUCCUGUCCGCCAUCCCCACCGUAGCGGGGGUGUCUCUCGCCUCCAACGAACAGCGGAAAGCCAACGAGCGCAAGAACGACGAGCGUCGCAUGGCCAAAUUCCACAUCGACGUCUCCGCGCCGCCGCACAAUAUCGAGGACCCCGAGGUACAUGGCAAACGGGUGGUUUUGCGGGACUUCAAGGUCUUUCUUGAUGACCCCGACCCCACGAAACGAGAUCCUCCCGCGCAUACCGCUGAAGCGUUCUACAUCGAGUACCCGGAGUUCGAUCAUAUGAAACAUUUGAAGCGCGGGCUGGGCGUCGCGACGACUAUCUCGGACAAUCCGCCCAUGUUGGGGUGGAUCUACGCGGACAAGGAUACGCAUGAGCUCAAGUAUGGGAACCGGACGCAGAGUUGCGAGCAUGUGAUCGGGCCGUGGGAUUGGGUGGACGAUGAGACGACCUUGACGCUGGAGGGGAGCCGGCAGUUUGUCGCAGUCAAGGAAGACGAUGGCUCGUGGGGGCUGUACUUCGACCGGGACGGGGAUGAGUUGGAGGGGGUCCUGGAGGAGCAAGGGAAACUGGACAAUGAGUAUCUGUUGCUACGGCUGAAGAGGAAUCUGAUCGAGCAGCCUGACGAUAAGAAUAAAAACAAUAAUACAUGAAUUUCU